This is a messenger RNA of Bolinopsis microptera, 1899 nucleotides long. RefSeq lists its product as uncharacterized. NCBI's taxonomy places the organism in Eukaryota, Metazoa, Ctenophora, Tentaculata, Lobata, Bolinopsidae. Gene Ontology annotation, molecular function: catalytic activity. The record is from RefSeq and is a predicted model, not a curated record. Bases 1 to 1899 code for a protein of 632 amino acids. The transcript is spliced from 4 exons.
AUGAAGGACAAUGCUGGCCUGUUAGGUGCUCUUGAACGUUUACCAGUUAAUGCGGAUGAAGAGUUGGUGAUAGUUGGUGAUGUGAACCUACCUCAUGUUAACUGGGACAAAAGUAUAGUCGAGCGCCCACCAAACUCAUGUGACAGAAGGUUGCUGAUGGAAUCAGAAUUCUUGAAUGUCUUUACCAGGAAAGGUUUGAAGUGGUAUGUCACUGGGUCUUCAACACGCGUCAGGAAGGUUGGUGAUACUACUCAAUGCUCCUUGCUUGAUCAGGUCUUCUGCAAUAAUGAUUGCUUUGUAAACAAUGUUGAUAUCCUUGCUCCUCUGGGUAAAAGCGAUCAUGUAUCACUACUGGUUGAGCUGAAAGUUAAAAACAAUGUCGAGUUCCUUACAUCUAAGAAGAAAAGCUGGUAUAAGGUGGAUCAGGACUUCGUUAACACACAGUCAUCAGACAUCAGCUGGGGGUACUCAAGAGAAGAUCUUCAGGUCGAAGAGAUGUGGGAAGAAUUACACCAAAAACUUAGUGUCAUUUCAGAUCGUGUCCCAACCACCCACCUUAAAACAACUAAAGGUGGGGAGAUCUUACAGAGGUUACCCUGGGAUUGCUCUAGUCUGGUUAGGAAAAGAAAGUGCAAGGACCUGGCAUGGAAGGAUUUUGACGAGAAUCCUACGAUGGUGAUGUUUAACACAGCCGAGUACGAGCAGCGGAUGUACCAGAACGCUGAGAUUAAGGCAAAGAUUAAAUAUGAGAAUAAAGUGACUAAAUUGUUUAAGUUAAAUUGUAAACCUCUUUUUAAUUACCUUAAAUCUAAAAGUGUUUUAAGAAAAUCUGUAGAAAGACUCAAAACAGAUGAUGGUUCUGAGACCAAGUCUCCCUCUGAGACUGCAGAAGUGUUAGCUGAUUUUUUCCAGUCAGUUUUCAAACCUGAACCUUCUGGCCCUCUGCCUCAAGAUUGUUACACAGAAUGUAAUAAUGAUUACUUCUGGAGUAAAUUUAUGGUGCACCCUGAAAGUGUUGCCAAGAUUUUGGGAUCACUAGAUAUUAGUAAAGCUAUGGGUCCUGAUGGUGUUCAUCCUAGACUCCUGAGGUAUUUAAGUGAGAACAGUUCCUUUGUGGAUGCGGUUGUGUUGCUGUUUAGUGCCUGUGCUUCUGAGCAGUAUAUUCCUGAGGUAUGGAAAACUGCCACUGUUGUGGCCUUGCACAAGAAGGGGUCAGUACAUAGUCCUAAUAAUUACAGGCCUGUGUCACUGACUUGUAUACUAUGCAAAGCCUAUGAGAAGCUUCUUAGGGAGUAUAUUCUCGACGGUGUUGAACAGGUGCUUAGUAGCACACAGCACGGCUUCAUGAAGGGUCGGUCAUGCUUAUCUAACCUAUUGGAGUCUAUUGACGCUGUCAAUGACUUGCUGGCUGAAGCUGAUUUGAAGUUGCUAGAACUUUGGGAGUCUCGUUGGUGUUUAAAUUUUAAUGUAGAUAAGUGUAUGGUCAUGCAAAUUGGUUCUUGUAAUCCUAAGAAUCAGUACUUGUUUGGUGGUUUGCCUUUGAGAUGUGUUGAAAGCGAGAAGGACCUUGGAGUGGUCUUUAACACCAGUUUCAACUUUGAGGAUCAUGCAUGGGCUCCGAUGGCUAGGCAUGGAAACUGGUCACUGAUUCUUGAAUUGGAAGGUGUCCAGAGAUCGUUCACCCGUAUGAUUGAUGGAUUGGGACUCAUGACUUACAGAGAGAGACUGGAUAAGCUGAACCUCACCACCCUGCUUGAACGCAGGGUUCGUGGAGAUCUCAUUGAGAUGUUCAAGAUCCAGGAAGGCUUUGUGGGUUAUGGUUCCGAUUUAUUUGGUCGUUCUGGGAAAGAAAGUGUGGUAUCGGAGCCUCUCCCCAGUCUUGAAGAGGAUUCGAGGUAA